AUAAUAAUAAUAAUAAUAAUAAUAUAAACUAAAAAUCAAUCCAAAAAAAAUAAAAUUAAAAAGCUCUCAUAAUUCUCCCCCCCUUUUUCUCUUUCUCUCGCACUAUAUCAAUUACUCUUUCUCCCUUCUAAAAAUCAUUCUUCACAAAAUCACAAAAUCAUUGGACCAUUUUUUCUCCCUUCAUAACAUACCCUUCAAAAAUCUUUUCCGGGUUAUCGGGUACUUAUUUUUGCCACCUCUUUUAAUAAACACCAAACAACCCCUUAACAUUUUCUCAAGAAAAUUCGCUAAAAAGAAAAAAAAAGACUUUUUCAGUUAAAUGAUUCUGUAGAAUUUAAAAAUUUUUGUGGGUUGGAAAAUUUGAAGUUAGAAAAAUGGCAAAUAAUCAACCACAUCAUGAAGGGUUAGGAGAUGAAUUUUUUGAGCAAAUAUUAUCAGUUCCUGGUUAUACUACUGGUGGAAGUGACGGUGGCGGGUUUGUGGGUGGUGGGCCUGGUGGUGAUGGGUCAUCAAUUUUGUUGGGUUUGGGCCCGGGUGAUGGGUCGGCCCAUGGAGGUGUCAAUGUUGGGCUUGGUAUUGGUGGGUUUAGGGCUGGAAUGGGCUUGGGUUUGCCAUUGGGUCUUAAUUUGGACCAUGGUAGUUCUUCCAAUCAUGGUGCCGGUGAUGGUGGUCAUGCUUCUUCAUCUUCUAGAAUUAACGAGAAUGAUUCAAUGCAUUUGACAAACUUAUUUCCUGCAUUUGGCCAUCAACUGCAACCUCAGUCACUCCGUCCUGCACCUCCUUCUAUUCAAGUUCACCAGACUUUUCAUGGUCACACAACAUCGGGACCAGCUCCAGGAGUGUCACAUCCACCAGCAGUCAGGCCUAGGGUGCGAGCUAGGCGUGGUCAAGCCACCGACCCACACAGUAUUGCUGAACGGUUGCGUAGGGAAAGAAUAGCUGAAAGAAUGAAGGCUUUGCAAGAAUUGGUCCCUAGCUGCAACAAGACAGACAGGGCGGCCAUGCUUGAUGAAAUCGUUGAUUACGUGAAAUUUCUGAGACUCCAAGUGAAGGUGUUAAGCAUGAGCAGAUUGGGUGGAGCAGGUGCCGUGGCACAACUUGUAGCUGAUGUGCCUCCAUCGUCCGCUGAGGGUGAAGGAGUAGACGGGGCACAGGCAGCAUGGGAGAAAUGGUCAAAUGAUGGCACAGAACAGCAAGUAGCUAAACUGAUGGAGCAAGACAUAGGGGCUGCUAUGCAAUUCCUACAGUCUAAGGCACUUUGCAUAAUGCCUGUAUCACUUGCAUCUGCUAUCUUUCGGUCGCAUCCACCGCCUCCUGAUCCUCCAGGAAUUGUCAAGCCUGAGGCAAACCCUCCUCCAUAAAAUUGAUUUCCUAGCAUCAAAAGGGUAUUGGUAGAUUUUUGAGUAUAAACUCCAAAGAUGAAGAUAAGAAACAUUUUUGACGGAGUCAUUUUCGAAGUUAUUGUCAAAGAAAGGGGUGAUUAGAAAUGUUUAAGAGAAGAAAAAGCUAAGGUGGGCACUGGCAUGUUUUUCCUAUGCUAUGGUGGUCAAGUCUUUAAAGUAUAAAGUUUGUCAAAUGUAUAUUUGAUGUGGGUUCAGAAACAUAUCUUCGACUAGUAUUCAAUGGUGGGGGAAAUUAGUGGGGUAUGACCAAGACAUUUGUGACCAAUGCUCUUUUGUUUUUUCUUGUAUAGUGGUAAAAUAUGUGGGACCAGACUUUUGGAGAAAUGUUUGAGCAUAAUUUAUUUAUAUGAUGACUAUGGAGAAUAGAGAUGUAAUGGGCGUUGAAGUAUUUAUAAUGGUUGGUUGUUUGGGAAA
Molecule: messenger RNA, 1817 nt
Organism: Beta vulgaris subsp. vulgaris (sugar beet)
Lineage: Eukaryota; Viridiplantae; Streptophyta; Magnoliopsida; Caryophyllales; Amaranthaceae
Product: transcription factor UNE12
Exons: 7
Coding region: 375-1361 (328 amino acids)
Biological process (GO): regulation of transcription by RNA polymerase II
Cellular component (GO): nucleus
Molecular function (GO): DNA-binding transcription factor activity, RNA polymerase II-specific; protein dimerization activity; RNA polymerase II cis-regulatory region sequence-specific DNA binding
Source: RefSeq, a predicted model, not a curated record